Iphiclides podalirius (scarce swallowtail) is the source of this 966-nucleotide messenger RNA. Lineage: Eukaryota; Metazoa; Arthropoda; Insecta; Lepidoptera; Papilionidae. The record is from the annotation of a GenBank genome assembly.
AUGAACCCUUGUGAGCAUCCUAUAGUGAUCUUGAAGGAUGUGGCACAUCAGGAAUUGCGUCAGCUGCUACAAUUCAUGUAUCGCGGUGAGGUUCACGUGCGUCAGCAAGAACUCUUCGCUUUCCUACACACUGCUGAGCUGCUUCAAGUGAAAGGAUUGACCUCAGGCAGAGAGCAUAGCGAGUCGCCGCCGCCUGUGCCGGACGAGAACACGGGGCCCGACGCCCCAGAGCAGUCGGGCGACAGCCAGCCCGAGUGGGUGCCCGGCGGCGAGGACACCAUUGCAACCGAGGCCUCCGCCGAUUUCACAGCAGCGCCUUUUAAAGAGGAGACUGCGCGCAGCCCCCUGAAACGAUUACUGAAAGACACGCCGAAUAAGAAUAGCUGUACCAUCAAGAAGAAAUCCCGAUCGAUCAACAACAGUCCAACGCACAUCGAGAACACCGAAUACACAUCUGAUGGCGAGCCGCUGAUCGACUUCGACACCGACGUAUACAACAAUGUGCUGGUUAUGCCGGAGUCAGCGAAAGAGUCCGGGUGGAACUGCAAAACGGGCGGCGUAAAGUGCCCAUCCUGCCAUCGGUUCUUCGCCAACCGCUACAAUCUGAAGGUGCACAUAAGGGAUAAGCAUGACACGCGCGAGGGUACUCUCCAAUGCGACAUAUGCCAGAAACGUAUGCGGAACCCCUCCUGCCUCCGCGUCCAUAUGUAUCAUCAUCGCAAACAGGCGGCCUAUCUUGCCCAACUCAGCUCCCAGGGCGAUCAGAUGCGACAUGUUGUGCAGAGUAUGGUCGGUAGCAAAUGGCGCUCGGAUGCAGCGUUAACCAACACUGAUUUGAGGGACGUAGAAAAUACGCCGACAUCUGCGCCGGCUGCGGAAUCAAAUCGUAUUGACGAGCCAACUGAGGUUGCCCAAGUAACUCCUGAACACGUUAUACCGAAGGCGGAGGCCACCCCUGGCACCGUA